AUGUUGAUCAAAGAGACCUAUCAUGACGUAAAGACGCUGGACGGAACCACCAUGAGAAUUUUCGUGUUUCAUCCGGUAAUUCCAAAUUACCCCAGAGCCAAAUUCCCGGGUGUAAUUGUGUAUUCUGAGAUCUACCAGGUCACCGGCCCAGUGGCCAGAUUUGCCAAAGACAUAGCUGGCCAGGGAUUUAUCGCUGUGGCACCUUCUAUCUACCACAAUUUUGAGUCUCAUGAGGCAUUGGCCUACGAUACCGAAGGUACAGACAGGGGCAAUCGCUACAAGAUUGAGAAAGAGGUUGCGCUGUAUGAUGAGGACAACCGGUUGGCCAUCGAAUACCUUGAGCUGCUUCCAACAUUCAAUGGCAAGAUAGGUGCCACAGGAAUGUGUUUGGGAGGCCAUUUGGCGUUCAGAGCUGCGCUUGACCCCAGAGUAAAUGCUGCAUUUUGCUUUUUUGCAACCGAUAUCCACAAUCACGCUUUGGGCAAGGGUAAGAACGAUGACUCUUUGAAGAGAUCAAAAGAAAUCACGGGUGAGUUGAUCAUGGUGUUCGGUGAUAAGGACAACCACGUCCCCUUGGAAGGUAGAGACCUAAUCAGACUGACUUUGCGGAACAACCCUACGCAGCUCACGUUCAUCGAGAUCAACGAAGCUCAGCACGCUUUCAUCAGAGAUGAGAAUUCCAAAGACCGUUAUGAUGCUGCCGUGACCGGCUUGUGUUUCCAAUGGUUGCUCGAACUUUUUAAUAGGAGAUUGAAGUUGGACUAUGGUGAGCAUGACGGUAAGGAUGUUGUCAUCGAAAAUGUGUGUUGA
Molecule: messenger RNA, 810 nt
Organism: Candidozyma auris
Lineage: Eukaryota; Fungi; Ascomycota; Pichiomycetes; Serinales; Metschnikowiaceae
Product: carboxymethylenebutenolidase
Exons: 1
Coding region: 1-810 (269 amino acids)
Molecular function (GO): hydrolase activity
Source: RefSeq, a predicted model, not a curated record